Paramuricea clavata is the source of this 621-nucleotide messenger RNA. The record is from the annotation of a GenBank genome assembly. Lineage: Eukaryota; Metazoa; Cnidaria; Anthozoa; Malacalcyonacea; Plexauridae.
AAACGCGGCAUAGAUGAAUUAGCUCUUGGUCUACUCAGCAAUUCUUCACAGGGAGUGGACCGAGAACUUGCAGUUGGAGUGUUAAAUCAUUUAUACGAACGUCGGCAUUCUCCAGGUUUAAACCUGGCUGCAAUAAAUACCCAGCGUGGCAGAGAUCACGGUUUACCUGAUUAUAACGCUUUUAGACGACAUUGUGGUUUGAAAAGUGCGAAGACCUUCAAGGAUACAUUCAACGAAAUUGCACUUCGGCGAAAUAGACGACUUUUAGCUAAGCUUUAUAAUAACAAACCUGAACUUGCCGAUUUAUGGGUGGCAGGUUUAGCAGAAACCCCAGCAAAUGGUGGGAUUGUCGGAGCAACAUUUGGAUGUAUCAUGCGAAAGCAAAUGACAAGAGCAAGAGAUGGAGACAGGUAUUUCUACAUGAAUAAAGGAAUGUUUUCACAACAACAGUUGAAAGAAAUUAGGAAAGCGUCGUUGUCGAGGAUUAUGUGUGACAAUUUGAGAAGCAUUGUUUCAAUUCAGAAGAAUGCAUUCAUAUCAGGAAGAAGAAGCAACCGUCGUACUGAGUGUGGUAAUAUUCCUGGUAUUGAUUUGACACCAUGGGAAGGUAAGCACUACUAA